Messenger RNA from Leptidea sinapis, 3062 nucleotides. Its product is annotated as cytochrome P450 CYP12A2-like. Bases 1763 to 3013 code for a protein of 416 amino acids. The transcript is spliced from 10 exons. Lineage: Eukaryota; Metazoa; Arthropoda; Insecta; Lepidoptera; Pieridae. The record is from RefSeq and is a predicted model, not a curated record. Gene Ontology annotation, molecular function: heme binding; oxidoreductase activity, acting on paired donors, with incorporation or reduction of molecular oxygen; iron ion binding.
CAAUGAAAAUGUAAAUCUGGAUUUAUAAGAGUGGCAAUGAGUUUCUUGCUACUUCUUGUCAUUCGCUCAACCCUUUACGAAGUGGCGUUAGAUUCUAUAAGAAAAAAAUUUUUUUUGACAUUCAUAAGUAUCAUUUCCUUGACCUAUAUGAAAAAAUACAUUUUAACAUUAAUGAUUAAAGACAAUCUAAGUCAUUAUGACAGCCUUACAUUUAUACAAAGCUUAAAACAAGUAUUUUAUGCAAAUCUAUGGAAAAAAUUGAGGCCUUUGUUUCACAUUCAAGCUUGUGAAGAAUAUUAGGUUGGCAUGUGACGAACAAAGGAAGUGAUUAUUUAUUGUAAUUGGUAGUAUUUAAAUGCAUAAUAAACCUAGCUUAACAUUAUAAAUAUUAAGUAUUUAAUUUGCCUUAACUAUAUAUAGAAUUGGCUACGGUAUAUAAUAUAUAUAUAUAUAUACCAGUGGGAGGUUCCCUUGCACAGUCGGCUAGAUUAUGGGUACCAUAACGGCGCCUAUUUCUGCCGUGAAGCAGUAAUGUGUAAACAGUACUGCACUCGGUUUGAAGGGCGCCGUAGCUAGUGAAAUUAUUGGGCAAAUGAGACUUAACAUCUUAUGUCUCAAGGUGACGCGCGCAAUUGUAGUGCCGCUCAGAAUUUUUGGGCUUUUCAAGAUUCCUGAGCGGCACUGCAUUGUUAUGGGUAGGGCGUAUCAAUUACCAUCAGCUGAACGUCCUGCUCGUCUCUUCCCUUAUUUUCAUAAAAAUAUAUAUAUGUAUUUGUUUUUAGUGGAAAAUUUUAUUGAAAGUCAAAAACUUCUACCCAUUCGGAAAUUAAUGCCUCAGGUCUGAGAAGAUCGAAAGCAAGAAACUCAGCGGGCUUCUUUUUUUUAAAUUAAAUUUUAAUAGAAGGAAAUUUAAAAACUUCAAUAGCCGCUCCAUUCCAAAUCUUUGUUAUCAAUAAGAAAGUCAUUUAUAUUAUAGUAACCUUUACCACAAAAAAAUUUAUGCAUAUCAUUCAAAGGUCAUAAAAAAAUUGUUAAUGAAACCUAGGUAUAUCGAUUUAUGGCACCCGAAAAACAAUGAAAAUCGUUGAAGCCGUUUCUGAGAUUCAAUUUACAAUGUGAAAUAUACAAGAAUUACUCGUUUAAACAUAGAUAUAAUUUACAAGUGUGGUCGCUUGGAUUGGACGUAUUUCAUUGACACUAGCGAUGCUGACGAGAUAAAUCAUAUUAUUAUCUUCAGCUUUUGAUUACUUUCUCAUGUUGUAACUUAGGGUACAGAUUGAACAGAUUCCUACGCAUCAAAUUAAACAUAAUUUUUGGUUCUCUGCAGUAAGUAUUUUAGAUGUAAUGACACUUACAAUUAUGUCUUAUAAAUUUGAUGAUGAACAUGAAGCGUUCUGUUACUACCUACACCUUUAUCUUUUUUUAUGAGAGGAGGCAAACGGCAAGAGGCUCACGGGAUGGGAGUGGUGAGGCAAUCGCCCAUGGACAACCGCAACACAAGGUGUCAGAUACGUUGCCGGCCUUUACACCCAGUAUACUCUUUUCUUGAAGACUUUUUCACAAAGCUCUGGAAUCAACUAGCAUCCCCAUAAACUUAGAAUUGAAGGAAUGGAAAGAUAUUCCUGGACCUCUAUCGCUUCCAAUAAUUGGACAACUUCUACAUUUCGUUCCUGGAGGUGACUUAUACAAGCACGAGUUACCUUUGCCAGAUAUACUUUACAAUAAGUACGGCCCAAUUGUAAGGUUGGGUGGUUUCUUUGGCAUGCCAAAAAUUGUAUUCUUUUAUGACGCAGACACUGUGGAAUAUAUCUUAAGAAGCGAAGAUCGCCUUCCUGAUCGUCCUGCGUUUUUGUCAAUCGAAUAUUUUAGAAAGCACUACAAGAAAAACAAAUACAGCUCGACAACGGAAAGAACAGGACUGGUGACGGACCAAGGUGAACUCUGGAGGAAAACAAGAUCAACUGUCAACCCAAUAAUGUUAAACCCCAAGACAAUUAAACUUUAUACUAAUACUUUACAUGAGGUGGUGGAGGAUCUAAUAGUAAGGUUAAAAGCAGUCCGAAAACAAGACAAUAUGUUUGAUGAUUUUAGAGUAGAAAUGAACUUGUGGACGCUUGAGUCCGUCUCAGCAGUUGUUCUAGGAAGACGACUCAAUUGCUUUAAUAGUGAUGCAUCGGAUGAUUCACCGAUGAAAAGGCUUGUUAAGGCUGUACAUAAAAUAUUUGACAUGUCAGAGGCAAUGGAUUUAAAACCAGCGCUCUGGAGAUUUAUAUCUACGCCAAUGUUCAAAAAGGCCAUGAAUGCGUACGAAGAACAUACAAACUUAAACAGGUACUUUAUCAAAAAGAGCAUUGAAGACCUGAAAAGACAACCAGCCAGAUCCAACGAACAGAAAGGAGUGUUAGAGAAACUUCUAGAAAUUGAUGAUGAAAUUGCAUUUACAAUGGGAAUUGAUUCUCUAUUUGCUGGCGUUGAUACGACAGCGAACGUUAUGAUCUCAGCACUUUAUUUUCUGGCUACGAAUCAAGAUAAACAAAACAAAUUAAGGGAAGAGUUGAAAGAUGAAAAGAACCUGUAUUUAAAGGCAUGCAUUAAAGAAAGUAUGAGACUUUUGCCAGCCGUUCCUUAUAAUUUAAGAAGAGCAUCAAAAGAUUAUCAUAUAAUGGGAUACAACAUACCAAAAGGCACGUUUAUGGUGGUAAACCAUCAAUUUCUGUGUCGUUCAGAAGAAAUAUACUUCAGAGCCAGAGAGUACAUACCCGAGAGAUGGAUAGUUGAUAAAAGUGAUCCACUCUAUCAUGGGAAUGCACAUAAAUUUGCAUACAGUCCUUUUGGAUACGGUACGAGGGGCUGCAUUGGAAAACGCAUUGCACAAAUGGAAAUGGAACUAUUUCUAACGAAAAUGGUUCAAACCUUUCACAUAGACUGGAAUGGACCUCCUCCGAGGGUUAAGACGAGUGUUGUUAAUCAUUUCCGUGAUAAAUUAAACUUUGUACUUACAGAUAUUGCUUGAAAAUAACUUGAAGUUGAAUAAAAUGAAAUUGCCGAUUUGUACUGAAAAA